This is a messenger RNA of Mobula hypostoma (lesser devil ray), 2249 nucleotides long. RefSeq names its product FTO alpha-ketoglutarate dependent dioxygenase (gene fto). Gene Ontology annotation, molecular function: mRNA N6-methyladenosine dioxygenase activity; broad specificity oxidative DNA demethylase activity; ferrous iron binding. Lineage: Eukaryota; Metazoa; Chordata; Chondrichthyes; Myliobatiformes; Myliobatidae. The transcript is spliced from 13 exons. Gene Ontology annotation, biological process: DNA alkylation repair; RNA repair; regulation of multicellular organism growth. The record is from RefSeq and is a predicted model, not a curated record. The coding region runs from base 612 to 2147 and encodes 511 amino acids.
UCAGUAAAUACGAUAAAGCGAAGGAGAUUAAGGGUCUCGGCCUGAUACGUCGACUGUACCUCUUCCUAGAGAUGCUGCCUGGCCUGCUGCGUUCACCAGCAACUUUGAUGUUCGUUAACUACAAAUGGGUUCUUUGGGCACCAUUACUGUUGUUGACAUCCGGCAGUUAUCUGCUGUCCCUUCAAUAUGUCUAUGGAUUGCUCUUGGUCCUCUACAGAAGUAGGACACCUUUCCUACUUUGGGACUCAUCCAUUCAAGGCCAUCAAUUUAAUGUCUGAGAAUCAUGCUACUUGUAGUAUUCGCCGAUCUUUUCCAUGAUCUGAAUCACUUGUGCAGUUGCAGUUAUAGAUUACUCCUUUUCAUGUGAAUAGCCAAUUAACAACAGUGUAUCUGCAGCAGGAUAGACUAUAUUUAAAAUGAACAGCAACACCAAAUUAGCUUUCAGCCUACAUUGCAACCAAUAGAGGCAGAAGCUACUAGAAGAGAUUGAAGACCGAAAGCUUCCAUAUUUAACACCUGAAGAUGUGGAAUUUGAGCAGCUGCAUGCAGGUUCACACUCAUUUCUACCUGUGUGCUCCCUACUAAAACCCCUGACACUCUAUGAACAGUCAAUGAAGAGAAAAGGUAUUACCCGGGAAAGGAGCCUACACUGGCCAGGCAUUCCUUGUGGUCCUGAUCUCCAGGUGUCCGUGGGGUCCUCCUUAUCUGCGAUGGUUGCUCUUUGGCUGCUGUUAAAGGCUAAAUAUUCCAAAUUACACUUGAAUCAAGCCAGCUGUGUACCUGCGGAAAUUCAUCAAAAAGUUCAUCAAGGAUUGACAGCUCUGCGGGAUUACAAAUGUUUUGCACAAGAUCUUGUUCAAAUAAAAGGAAAAGAUGUUCUUACACCAGUAUAUCGACUACUUAUAGGAAACCCAGGCCACACAUACCGUUACUUAGAUACAAGACUGUUUGCAAUCCCUUGGCCUACCCAUGGUGCUGAGGUGAUGUACAGCAAUGAUGAAAUAGGUAAAGCCUGCCAAGCUAUUAAAGAUCUUAAUCAAUACUUACAUGAGGAAGCAAUGAAGAUUUUAUUGAAUCGUCAUUCAGCUGGUGAUGAAGAAAUGGGAUUUGUGGAGAAGCCAACUUCUACUUCCGCUGAGGGCUCUGACAGUGUGAAAAGAGUUCAUUGCAAUCAAAGCAAUGCUGGUACUGCGCUAAAAAAUAGAACUUCUUUUAAUGUGGCUCUUCUGAACUACAUGGACCCUUCAAAAAUGACGUACUUAAAAGAGGAACCUUACUUCGGAAUGGGAAAGAUGGCUGUGAGUUGGCAUCAUGAUGAGAACCUGGUGGAAAGGUCAACUGUUGCAGUGUAUAACUACAGCUGUGAAGAUUUAGGACCUGCCUCAGAUCAAAGGAACAAGAGCUCAGUUAAAGGCAGAGACCCAACACUCUGGCAUGUUGGCCUAAAAAUAGCCUGGGACAUUGCAACACCAGGGCUGACACUGCCACUAUACCCUGGCGACUGUUACUUCAUGCUUGAUGAUUUUAAUAUGACCCAUCAACAUUGUGUGCUGUCUGGAAUGCAGGCUCGAUUCAGCUCUACACACAGAGUAGCGGAGUGUUCAAGUGGUACAUUGGACUAUAUCUUUGGGCGCUGCGAUGUAGCCAUGAAGAACCUGCAAAAAGAUUCAACACUGGGCAUUUCCUCCCUAACUUCCUUGAACAUUGAAUUUGUCAGACAAACAGAAGAGAUCCACAAUGAGGUGGAGUUUGAGUGGUUGCGGCAAUUCUGGUUUCAAGGAAAGCGUUCUGCAAAACUGAGUAACUGGUGGUUUGGACCGAUGGCUGUGCUGGAGAAUUCCUGGAAGGAAAUGGAGCAAAUGACAAAGAUUUUGCUGUGUGAAAUCAAUAAAAUGGAAUGGAGUUUAGAGGAAAAACAGAAAAUUAUUUGUUGUCUUUUGCCACUGCUUGAGGAGCGCCAAGAAAUGAGAAAGAUCUGGGUGGUAAGGUGUCAGUCCAGACUUGCCAAUAAUCUACCUGCUGAUGAGCAGCCAGAAUGUCGCCCUUACUGGCACGAGGGAGAUCCUAACAUGCCUCUUCCCUUUGACCUGGAAGAAAUUGUUUCACUUUUGAGGAAUCAACUUUUACCUAAAGAUGAAGCUGAUUGAAACUAAAGUUACCUUCUGACUCUUCAGCCAAGAAAACUUGGAAAACCAGAUCUCUAUUUUCUGAUUCAGCUUUUCACUCUCAUUGUAAUAAAAGGCUGAUUU